Radiomyces spectabilis is the source of this 789-nucleotide messenger RNA. RefSeq lists its product as uncharacterized. The record is from RefSeq and is a predicted model, not a curated record. Lineage: Eukaryota; Fungi; Mucoromycota; Mucoromycetes; Mucorales; Radiomycetaceae. The coding region runs from base 117 to 611 and encodes 164 amino acids. The transcript has 5 exons. Gene Ontology annotation, molecular function: protein binding.
UCGCAAGUACAGCGGCAAAUGCCUCGCACGAAUUUGACGUCAUCAAGUGGAUUAUAGUUGGUGGUGGGUAGCACAGUUUCCCGACCGUCCACCGGCAGCUUUCCAUUCGUUGACCAAUGAAUCAUCAAGAGACAUUUGAUAAAGGUGUGGAAUACCGCUUGCAAGGCAACGAGGCCUUUAAAAAAGGCGAAUAUCAGCAAGCGCUAAGGAGUUACUAUCACGCAAUUUUGCAUUUACGCACGGUGGGUGGCAAUGAGAAAAAGGACGAAUUCAAAGAAGCAUCUGAAAAGCAGCUGGUGACGAUUUACAACAACAUGUCAGCCGUGUACUCCAAGCAAGACAAAUGGGACCGUGUUCUGGAAUAUUCUCAAAAGGCCCACUCUCUGGAUUCGUCCAACAUUAAAACAAAGUUUCGUUUGGCUCAAGCAUAUUUACGGCGGGGUGAUGUCGACCGCGCCAAACCACUUUUGGAAAGCUGCCUGGAGAAUAAUCCCAAUGAUGGAUUGGUGAAACAGGAGAUGGCGCAGUUGAAGAAAUUAGAACAAUCCCAGGAGGCCAAAGAAAAGUCGGUCUAUCGAAACAUGUUUGCGAAACUCCAAACGGACAAGUGAUCCUGAUCCUGUAGACAAAUGAUCCUUGAACAAGGUUUUAAGGUUUCCAAAAAUUGGCCAACUGUAUACACACUUUUUUGUCCAUUUUUGCUUGUGGAAUGAGUUUGUUUUUUUGGAUAUUAGUUAUGAUUCGGUGAGGGCAAUCACCAUAAUAAAACAUGCAAACAACAUAAUCAGU